Molecule: messenger RNA, 1459 nt
Organism: Spinacia oleracea (spinach)
Lineage: Eukaryota; Viridiplantae; Streptophyta; Magnoliopsida; Caryophyllales; Amaranthaceae
Product: acetylajmalan esterase
Exons: 6
Coding region: 140-1372 (410 amino acids)
Molecular function (GO): hydrolase activity, acting on ester bonds
Source: RefSeq, a predicted model, not a curated record
GGCAGUGUUGGCCCCACCAUAACGAAAUUGUUGAACAUUAAUCGUAAUUUUCUAAUUUUUAUUUCUUUUAUUUUUAACAUAGGCUAUUCUAUUAGAUUCUUACUCUUCUCAAUAAUUUCUCAUUUUAUCUCCUCCAAAAAUGGCUGGUCGCACCUCAUUAUAUCUCCCCUUCAUUUUAGCAGCAGCAGUAAUCCUCUGCUACGCAGCUGUAUCAUUACCAUCCACCUUCAAUCCCAUCAGAAUUGCAUCAUCAUCAGACGGUCUUAAUCACUUGCAAUCAUCCCCUCAACAAAAUCCCAGAAGAACAACAACCAUCGAAGCUAUCUAUCAGUUUGGAGAUUCAAUGUCAGAUACAGGCAACUUCAUUCGUGAACAUCCAACUUCUAACUUUGCAAACUCACCCUAUGGCCUUACAUUUUUCCACAAGCCAACCGGUCGCUGCUCCGAUGGACUUCUCAUCAUUGACUAUUUCUCCAGGUUCUUCAAGCUGCCAUUUCUUGAUCCUUAUCAUAACAGAGAGGGUAACUUCACUCAUGGUGUAAACUUUGCUGUUGCUGCAGCCACUGCAAUGAACUGUUCUACAUUAGCUAUGAAAGAUAUUAAAAACUGUCCAACAAAUAGUUCCUUAUUAGUGCAGCUUGAUUGGUUCAAGUCCCAUCUUCAUUCCAUCUGCUCUACUGCAUCAGAGUGCAAAGAAAAACUUGCAACGGCACUUAUUAUGAUGGGUGAAAUCGGAGGAAACGACUAUAAUUGGGCAUUUUUUCAAGGAAAUCCAAUAGAAGACAUCUAUAAAAUGGUGCCUGAAGUUGUGCAGGUUAUAAAAGAGACCAUAAAGGAAGUUAUUAAUCUUGGUGCCAUCCGAAUUGUUGUCCCGGGAAACUUUCCGAUUGGUUGCAUGACAUGUUACCUUGACAUGUUUAAAACAAAUGACGCGAGCAAGUAUGAUGAACUCCAAUGCCUAAAACAUUUGAAUGCCUUUGCGGUAUUUCACAACAAUCAAAUACAACAAGCUAUUGGAGAAAUUCAAGAGGAUUACCCAUAUGUAACAAUUGUUUACGCAGACUAUUACACAGCCUUGCGAGAAAUCCUUCGAAAUGCCACUUCUCUCGGGUUUGAUAAAGAUGUUAUGCAAAUAGCUUGUUGUGAUCAUUGCGGAAGUAAAAGAGGUCCUAUUUGCGAACAUCCUUACAAACACGUGAGUUGGGACGGAAUUCAUUUGACGCAACAUGUUUAUCAACUUAUGGCGGAAUGGUUGAUAGAACAUACUCAUAGUAACAUUUUUCAUGACAAUAUUUCUAGUGUUAAACGUUUGAACUAUUCUUUUCCUCUUAUUAUUUUCAUUUCACUAGUUAUAUUUAUAUGUUUAGGAUGAAAAUAGGCAUACUUGGUAAAGACCUCUAUGAUAAAACUCUUUUAUACAUCUCUAUUCUAUAAAGGGUGGAAAAUUUCGAGGGUGACU